Anguilla rostrata (American eel) is the source of this 1425-nucleotide messenger RNA. RefSeq names its product G-protein coupled receptor 183-like. NCBI's taxonomy places the organism in Eukaryota, Metazoa, Chordata, Actinopteri, Anguilliformes, Anguillidae. The transcript has a single exon. Gene Ontology annotation, cellular component: membrane. The record is from RefSeq and is a predicted model, not a curated record. Gene Ontology annotation, biological process: G protein-coupled receptor signaling pathway. Gene Ontology annotation, molecular function: oxysterol binding; G protein-coupled receptor activity. The coding region runs from base 39 to 1046 and encodes 335 amino acids.
AGGCCAUUAAGUCAGUGUGGAUUGUGUGAGGGAGUGGAAUGGAUCUGAACGCCAGUGCACCUAAUGAGACCUGCGAUGUUUAUAUCUGCAAGGAGACCGCCCAAGUCCUUUUUCCCAUAUUCUACACCCUGAUAUUCCUGUUUAGCAUCAUGGGCAACAGCUUGGUCCUCUAUGUCACCUGCCUCAAACAGCAGAAAUUUAACUCCACCUCCCUGUACCUGGUCAACCUGGCACUUUCCGACACCCUGUUCUCUCUGGCACUGCCGGGCCGGAUCGUCUACUAUAUCCAAGGGUUCGACUGGCCCUUCGGGGACUUCCUGUGCCGGCUGACCACCGUCAUCUUCUACACCAACACCUAUUCUGGCAUCGCCUUCAUGACCUGCAUCAGCCUGGAUCGCUACCUGGCCAUGGUGCACCCACACCGCCUGCUCCGCCUCCGGAAGGCUGAGUCUGUGCGGGUGAUCUGCGCCCUGGUGUGGCUGCUGGUGUCCCUCCAGACCACACCCCUCCUCUUCAGGAGCAUGCUUGGCCGCAGCGGUGGCAGGCGCACCUGCAUGGAGUACUUCCGGCUGGACGGCUCCCCAUCGCUGCCCUACCUGCUCCUCCUGGCCUGCGGUGUCAGUUUCUGCAUCCCUCUGGGGGUCAUCUUGGCCUGCUACACCCAGAUCAACCUCAAGCUGUUCAGGGCGGCCAAGACGAACCCCCUGACGGGCCGCUCUGGGGCUCGGAGCCACAGGGCCAACAGCGUCAUCCUGCUGAUCCUGCUCACCUUCGUCCUGUGCUUCAGCCCCUACCACCUCAACAUCAUGCAAUUCAUGGUGCGCAAGCUCAUCCGGGAGCCUGCCUGCGAGGAGCUGAAGGCCUUCAAGAUGUCCCUGCAGGUCACUGUCUCCCUGAUGAACCUCAACUGCUGCCUGGACCCCGUCAUCUACUUCUUCGCCAUCAAGACCUACAAGCAGAGGGUAAUGAGCCUGUUCAAGGGUCGCCUGUCAACAUCCGUGCCGUCCCAAAAAACCACAACUGACAACAGCAGCAGCAACACCUGAUAGGCUUCCUCUGCCUUGCCACAUUGUGGUUUCAUUAAACAGGAAGUUUGAAAACAUGGGGUGGACUCUCAUCUGAUUUCAGGCGGCUCGAGUGAUUCCUGUUGUUACAGAGUUUGCUCAAGGAGUUAAUGUUAAACUGUGUUCAAGGCCGCCUUUGUUGAUCAGUAUAUGGCCAUCCUGUCGGAGUGUAAACAUAUCAGUUCUUACAAUGUAAAUAAUGCAUCAGUAUCCUCUUUCAUACCGAGUCAUUAAAAGAGGUUGUUUAAAAAAAGUAGCCAAGUAGAUUGUGUUGUGUUGGAACCCAGAGUGCCUCAUAAUUACUGUAUGUACACUGCAUAUCUUGUCUGCAUGAAAUUCCAUUUACCUUUUUGUGUAAGAA